AUGCGUGCGACCGAGGCUUGUUGGUUUUGAAUGGGCUUGCUUGCAUUUUCCUGGUGAAAUAAUCCAUUUGUACAGUAAUAAACACGCGAAAUGGACAGUCGGUUGCAGGAAAUUCGUGAGAGGCAGAAGCUAAGACGACAACUUCUUGCACAACAGCUGGGAGCAGAAAGUGCAGACACCAUUGGCGCCGUUCUCAACAGUAAACAGGAGCAAAAGGAGAUUGAAGAGACAAGAGAGACAUGCAGAUCAUCAUUUGACACGACAGCGACCGGCUCCAAAAGGAAAUGCCAGAAUGAGGGUGAGGACGCCGAUGAGGACGUUGAGGAGCAGAGAGAGGACACGGAGCCUCAGCAGCAGGAGGACAGCGGUCCAUUCGAAGAGGUCUACAAGGACUCCAGCACGUUUCUGAAGGGGACGCAGAGUCUGAAUCCUCAUAACGACUACUGCCAGCAUUUUGUGGACACGGGACAUCGACCGCAGAACUUCAUCAGAGAUGUGGGUCUGGCUGACCGAUUUGAGGAGUACCCCAAACUCCGGGAACUCAUCCGGCUCAAAGACGAGCUCAUCUCCACUACAAACACACCGCCCAUGUACCUGCAGGCCGAUCUGGAGAACUUUGAUCUUCGGGAUCUGAAGUGUAAAUUUGACGUGAUCCUGCUGGAGCCUCCGUUAGAAGAGUAUUACAGAGAGUCAGGCAUCAUCGCCAGCGAACGCUUCUGGACCUGGGAUGAUAUCAUGAAGCUGGAGAUCGAUGAAAUCUCAGCACUGCGUUCUUUCGUCUUUCUCUGGUGCGGCUCAGGAGAGGGGCUUGAUCUCGGCAGGAUGUGUUUGAGGAAAUGGGGGUUCAGGAGAUGUGAGGACAUCUGCUGGAUCAAGACCAACAAAAACAACCCGGGAAAGACCAAAACACUAGACCCUAAAGCGGUGUUUCAGAGGACCAAGGAGCACUGCCUGAUGGGUAUUAAGGGUAUGGUGCGGCGCAGCACAGACGGUGACUUCAUCCAUGCCAACGUGGACAUCGAUCUGAUCAUCACAGAGGAGCCUGAGAUGGGCAAUAUCGAGAAGCCUGUGGAGAUUUUCCACAUCAUUGAGCACUUCUGCCUUGGACUCAGACGUCUGCAUCUGUUCGGGCGAGACAGUACCAUCAGGCCAGGCUGGUUAACCGUCGGACCCACACUAACCAACAGCAACUUCAACGCUGAAGCAUACUCUGCCUACUUCUCAUCCUCCCACCUCUCUGGCUGCACAGAGGACAUUGAAAGGCUCCGCCCCAAAUCUCCACCCCCUAAGCCAGAGGGGUGCAGGGGGGCUCCGCGAGGGGGCCGAGGUGGAGUGGCAGGGGGUCGAGGUGAACGCGGGCGUGACAGAAACCGACCCAACUUUCGAGGAGAGCGGGGUGGGUUCAGAGGUCGUGGCGCACCUCACCGCGGAUUUCCUCCACGAUAAAUUCACCUUUUUAUUAUGUUUUGUUUGUUUUUUUGUUUUUUUUUAAGUAAAAAUGAUGACACAGAGCUGACAUACUUCUUUUUUUUGUUUUUUUUUGUUUUUUUUAUGGACCAGCAAGUUGAUGUUUGGCUGCCAAAGUUUUCACCUUUUGUUUUCAGUUUUUGGAUCCAGAUCGUACCGUAGACAUGACCAGACAGCUGAGGAAUUGUAUAUGUGCACAUCUUGUGUUUUAAAAGGCUCAGCUCUCCAUCAGUGCUGUUCGAUUUCUUCUGUUUGGAUCGAACAUCAAUUGUUAGAAAUGCAGUUUUGAGAUUUUUAAUGAUUUUAUAAUUGGUCUUUUAUAAUUGGAAUUGUUCUGAUUUUUUUUUUCUUUCCUUCCCUAAAAAUGUCAAGCAUACUUUUACUUUGCAACUUCUUUCUGCUCUGGUCUUAGUAAUGGGUCUGGAGACAAAUAUUACAGAUGCUGUUUUCAACCUCUGAAUUCAGACACCAUCUGCAUUGCAGGCUGUCUCUCAAACAUCUUUUUUUUUUUUUUUUCUGUGCAUGUGUUUAAAUGGGAGGUGAUUGAAAGUAGCUUUAGGCACAUGAAAAGUUAGUUUCUCUCCUCUGUUUCUCAAGAAAUAAAAUCAAUUUUAAAAGUG
Messenger RNA from Neoarius graeffei (lesser salmon catfish), 2087 nucleotides. It is a transcript of the gene mettl14, whose product is annotated as methyltransferase 14, N6-adenosine-methyltransferase subunit. Gene Ontology annotation, cellular component: nucleus; RNA N6-methyladenosine methyltransferase complex. The record is from RefSeq and is a predicted model, not a curated record. The transcript is spliced from 11 exons. Gene Ontology annotation, molecular function: mRNA binding. NCBI's taxonomy places the organism in Eukaryota, Metazoa, Chordata, Actinopteri, Siluriformes, Ariidae. Bases 91 to 1446 code for a protein of 451 amino acids.